Messenger RNA from Coniosporium apollinis CBS 100218, 1335 nucleotides. RefSeq lists its product as uncharacterized. The transcript is spliced from 5 exons. Gene Ontology annotation, molecular function: heme binding; iron ion binding; monooxygenase activity. The record is from RefSeq and is a predicted model, not a curated record. Bases 1 to 1335 code for a protein of 444 amino acids. NCBI's taxonomy places the organism in Eukaryota, Fungi, Ascomycota, Dothideomycetes.
AUGAAGACGAGAAAGCUACAUGAUAAGUAUGGGCCAGUUGUUCGACUCAGUCCUGAUGAGCUUGCGUUCAACACUCUCGGCGCUUGGGUGGACAUCUAUGGGCACCGAAAUGGACGGAAGGACCUUUCAAAACAUCCUAUUCACGUGGGUGCUGUCGACCCAUUGCCUGGAGUUCAGACAAUUUCUAUGGCCGAUCACGACAAUCAUGCACGCCAACGAAAAGCCCUGUCCCACGGAUUCUCCAAGCAGGCACUUUGGUUCCAGGAGAGCAUCGUUCAGGAAUUCGUGACCAAAUUGAUGAACAACAUUCAUCAGUUUGCUGAGAAGGGAGAAGUAUUCGACAUUGUGAGAUGGUUCAACUUUAUCACGUUCGAUGUUAUCGGCGAUCUUUCCUUUGGUGAAUCAUUUGGAUGUUUGGAUCGAGGCGAAUUUCAUUUCUGGAUCACCCUGAUCUUCGAUGCUGUGAAAGCCGGUGCAAUCGAGCAGGCCUCGAGACGUUUCGCGACUGCUGGUUCGCCCACGCAGAAAUUCCUGAUGAAAUUUGCCCAAGGUGCACUGGCGAAACGUCGAGCGGAUCAUUUGGCAUACAGCAGGGAAAAGGUGAUGAGGCGACUUCAAGCGAAAGGCAGCGAUCGCAAAGACUUCAUCCAUUACAUCCUGAGACAGGCAGAGGUGUAUGAUCUCUCUCAGGACGAAGUCAUUGUCAAUGCAGCAUUGUUCAUUGUCGCUGGGAGCGAAACUACUGCAAGCUCGCUUGCAGCGUUGACGAACAAUCUGCUUAGGCAUCCGGAUGUCUAUGCAAAACUGAAAGAGGAAAUUCGAACAACCUUCAGAUUCGAAUCGGACAUCCGGUUAGAGGUUGCCAAUAGUCUGCCAUAUUUGAAUGCAUGCAUCGAGGAGAAUCUGAGAAUCUUUCCACCGGCUCCAAUUGGUUUCUUGCGUGCCAUUCAGGAAGGAGGAGAUGUGAUUGAUGGGCACCAAAUCCCUGGAGGAACUGCAGUUUCUGUCAGCUCGUGGUGCGCACAUCAUAGUACAGAAAACUUCAAAGAUCCUGAUCUGUUCCUCCCCGAACGCUGGCUUGACGACAAACGGUUCCAAGAUGACAAGAAAUUGGCCAGUCGACCUUUCUCGCUUGGACCGCGAGGUUGCAUUGGGAAAGAUCUGUCUUACCUUGAGAUGCGACUGGUCUUGUGCCGACUGAUUUGGAACUUCGACCUGGUCAAUGCCGACGACGCGGAGGAUUGGAAUCCUGAAGGAGAUAUGAAGCAUAUGAAGGCAUAUUCGACGUGGCAAAAGCCUGGGCUGAAGGUGAUGGCAGUCAAAGUCGAAAGGUAG